AUGGAAACUGUUCAAAGUGCAAAAAAAUCCGAGGAAAAACGCUCCAAGAGCCCAAAAUCGGAUAAAAAUGCGAAAAAUCAACUGCCCUCCAAUCACAAUAAUAACAACAACAACAACACUGCAAGCAUCAAACCAAACUGCCAAUCAGCCUUAAUAACGCUUUCCGAAUCGAAUUACGCAUCCUUCGAUUGCGAUGCUUGUUAUACAAUGCCACGUACGCCACGUGCCAGUAGCUGGAUCUCGUCCGAACGAUUGAACGAGUUACGGAAAAAGGUGCAGGAAGCGAUCAAGGCACACAAGAUUUUCACGGUGCGCGGAUGUUUCCAUACCGUACGACGCUCGAUGACGGAACGAAAUUGGGUCGAGAAGCUGGAUUCGCAUCGAAAAAUGUACGGAAAUAACGUCAGUGGCAUCCUCAUCGAUGAACUUGUGCAAAAUUUGCCGCAACGUAGACCUGGUGAGUCGCGACGCGCAUUUAUUGCCAAAUGUGAACGGAAUAUCAUGUCGCGCUUCUUGGAGCACGUGUCAGUUGACCUUUUAUGGACGGCACGUCGUGAAAAAUCCGAUUGGUUGGAGAUGUCGAAGAAUCAGGUGAUGCUAAUAAAUCGUUUUUCCAAAGCGCCGUUCACAAGUAAGGAAGGUUUGUGUGCUGCACUGAAGGAAUUUUACUGGUUUUACGAGGAAGGCACUUCGGAGACGUAUUUUCCGCGCUGCUAUAACGUUUGGAAGGAAGACGAAUUGUCGGAUUUUACGGAUGACUUUCGUUUGACGGGCUGUGUGGGUCUCCUGAAGUGGCUCAUUUCGACAUUUUACACCGCUGGCGUGAAUGCCGUAUCCGACAUUGAUGGAAAAGUUCCAAUUACGUGCAUAAAUUUUGCAUUGCAACGUUGCAGGGAAUUCUUAGACUCGAAAUAUCACUGUGAUAUUGACACGCACGAGGAACCGACAAUUUGGGAAUUCGACUACGAUGUCUUUCUCACACAUCAUUACUUGUUGACGCACGAAGGUGCAAAAUUAAAAUUACCUGAAGUGGGUUACGCUUUUGACAGUGUUUUAGCCGAGGCACGUCACACACUCGACGAAGUGAAGAAAUUUUGUCCGCAAUACAGUUUGGAUGGCUUUCUCAACAUCUGGAUCAUCAAACCGGGCAACAAAUGUCGCGGAAGAGGCAUCAUUCUGAUGAAUAAUAUCAAACAAAUUACUUCAAUGGUCAAUCCACCGAUUGUAACGAAGACGAGAUAUGUCGUGCAAAAGUACAUCGAGAGACCUCUCAUCAUCUACGACACCAAAUUUGACUUGAGACAAUGGUUUUUGGUCACGAGUGUGCAACCACUGAUCAUCUGGUUCUACAAAGACAGCUAUUUGAGAUUCAGUUCGCAGCAAUACACGCUUUACAAUUACGAUCAAUCAAUCCAUUUGACGAAUUAUGCGAUUCAGAAAAAGUAUACUGUGUGUUCGCAUCGCGAUAUUCGACUUCCAACGGAAAAUAUGUGGGAUUGUCACACAUUUCAAGCAUACUUACGACAAAUUGGAAAAUCUGAGAUGUGGCACGAUCGUAUCUACCCGGGGAUGCAAAAAGCGAUCAUUGGUUCUAUGUUAGCAUGUCAGGACAAUAUGGAUCGAAGGCCGAACACAUUUGAGCUUUUCGGAGCUGAUUUUAUGAUAUCGGAAGACUUUUAUCCAUGGCUUAUUGAAAUUAAUUCCAGUCCUGACUUGGCUCCAAGUACAUCUGUUACAGCAAGAUUAUGCCCGCAAUGUGUCGAAGAUUCCAUAAAAGUUGUGGUUGAUCGUAAAUUCUCUCCCGAUGCCGAUACAGGAGCUUUUGUGCAAAUCUACAAGCAAGUAAUUCCCAAAACUCCCGCUUACAUGGGUCUAAAUCUCUCGUUACGAGGCCACCGAAUUGUCCCGAAGUCAAAUAAGAAGGAUCGCAUCCGUAUCUCGCCUAAUCGUUCGUUACAAUCAUUCAUCAACAUGACACGUGCCAGUUCGCCGUUGCGCGCCAAGCAACACAGUCCCGUCAUCAUGGAUCUCAUCGAUUGUCUGAACCUCAAAUCGAAGUACGAUCAAGAUUCCGAAGAAAAUUCCAAAAAAUUCAAACGAGAUCUCGUCUAUAAACGUCCCAUUACGUUAUCAUCGUUGUCGCGCGCUCGCGUUGGUCAACGUCGUUCUCUCCUGCGUCACGAAGAAAACGAUCACGAAAUAAUAAAACCCGAUUUCAUCAGUCGUCGUAUUGGAAGCUUGUCCAAAUUGCAUAUCCAUCAAACGAUGAACGACGAACAAACGUCGGGAGUAUCGGAUUCGGAUCAAACUCAAAGCAACAACGUCAAUAAUAGCAAUAAUAACAGCAAAGAAUUCAUCUGUUUGGGCAACAAAUUGAACGAUAACUCGUUAGAACUCGAAAAAUCGAGUAAUUCACAACUGCAUUUGUCCCAAACGAAUUUGGAGAAUGCUGGAUUGACGACAGACGAUAGCAAGCCAGUGCCUUUUCACAAGUGCAAAAACAUCGACAGCGAUAUUUCGACGAUACGAGCGAAAAUACGGAAAGUUCCGAGCACCAAUCGUCCUUCGUCGAGCAUUUCACAGUCAGAAGCGGCGGAAAAUUCGCACUUUUAUGCGGUUGGACUGAGUCUCAAGGCAUGGCGUGCCAAGUACAAUUGUAUACUGAAGGCGAAAAAGGAACUUUUCCCGAACGAAGUGAAUUGUCUGCCAGCAACAAAGAUGACUUUACAAAAACAACGCAAAAAAUCACCUCGUAGCUCGCCAAUCAGACUGCGACUCUUGAUGGAGAAGAACAACAACGACGACGACUUGGAUUUUAUGAAAGAAAAUGAAGAAUGUGACAAAGUAGCGGAUAUUGAGACAAAACUGAAGUCAUCAGAGAUAAAUUAA
Culicoides brevitarsis is the source of this 2889-nucleotide messenger RNA. Its product is annotated as tubulin glycylase 3A-like. Gene Ontology annotation, cellular component: axoneme; microtubule cytoskeleton. Gene Ontology annotation, molecular function: protein-glycine ligase activity, initiating. The record is from RefSeq and is a predicted model, not a curated record. Gene Ontology annotation, biological process: cilium assembly; cilium movement; protein polyglycylation. The coding region runs from base 1 to 2889 and encodes 962 amino acids. NCBI's taxonomy places the organism in Eukaryota, Metazoa, Arthropoda, Insecta, Diptera, Ceratopogonidae. The transcript is spliced from 7 exons.